GCACACCCCGGAAGCAUGACUAUUUUACUGCUCCUGUUCCUCUUCACGCCCGGACAGAUUUAUGUUCUUUCGGUCUCCACAAACAAAACAAACACGAAAUCAUAGUCCCACAAAGGAUUUAAAAAAGUACAUUGAAAAAAUGAGUGCAUUUUAUCGGCGAAAGAUCCAACUGAACGCGGUCGUCCUGGUGUUGACACUCUGCGCUGUUCGCUGCUGUCAUGCGCUCAACUUGGAUGUGAGUUUUCCAGUCGUCAAAGAGGGAAAAACUGCAGGCAGUUUAUUUGGAUUUUCUGUUUCACUGCACAAACAGGUCGUUGGAAAACAGAGAUACCUACUUCUUGUAGGAGCACCUAAGGAGAAGGCGGAGUCUGGCCUGCCUGCCAAUGAGACUGGAGAUAUGUAUGCCUGUCCAAUCACAGCAGAUCCCAAUGACUGUACAAGACUGAACCUUGUUAAAUCAAAUCCUGAUGAUAUGCCAAACCCAAACAUUGAGGUAAUAGAGGGAAUGUGGCUAGGUGUGUCUGUUGCCAGUCAGAGUCAUCCAGGUGGUCGUGUACUGGCCUGUGGUCAUCGCUACAUCCGGAACAUGUCAUCCAACUUCCGCAUGAUUGGAAAGUGCUUCAUUCGUGGAAACGAUUUAACGUAUAACAAGGAUGACCAUCAAUGGCAGUCACAUGAUGAGGUGUGUGACCCCAGUGGAAAUAGAAACUAUGAGGGCAUGUGUCUUGCUGGAAUGUCUUCUGCCUUCACUCAGACUGAUGUCAUCCUAGGUGCUCCCGGUUGCUACAACUGGCAAGGGAAUGCAUUUUAUAAGUCGCAUGAUCCUGCAGAUGAAUGGUAUACACUGAAAAGCAAGUUCCCAGAUUCAGGGGAUAAAGGGAACAUUUAUAUUGGUUACUCAGUAGCAUUGGAUCAUGGGAUAUUAAGCACUGAGGAAUACACAGUGGUAACUGGAGCCCCACGACAUGAAGCCAAUGGAUCAGUGAUAAUAGCUACAUCUUUAAAAACCAGUAGCUUGGAAGGAAAACUCCAAGUCAAUAUUAUUCUCAUGGGGGAGCAAACUGGAUCCUAUUUUGGUAACAGUAUUGCUGUGGUCGAUCUUAACAAUGACGGCUGGAAGGAUCUGAUCGUUGGAGCACCCUUUUAUUUUGAGCGGAGUAAACAUGAAGGUGGGGCGGUGUAUAUCUAUAUGAACAAGAAUGGAGCUUUUUCCCAAAAAGCCGAUCUGGUCCUCCAUGGGUCUAAAGACUCUGCCUUUGGCAUGGCUGUUGUUGCUAUCGGUGAUGUUAACCAGGACGGUUUCCAAGAUUUUGCUGUUGGGGCUCCAUAUCAUGAGUCAGGCAUGGUGUCUGUAUGGAUGGGUAACAAAAAUGGCAUAUCACACACGGCUAGUCAGGUCAUUGAGGGGAAAGAUAUUCCAGGUGCUGGAUUCCAAACAUUUGGUUAUUCCAUCAAUGGUGGCUUGGAUGUGGACAGCAACAGUUACCCUGAUGUAUUGGUUGGAUCCUUAGAUGACCGUGUGGUUCUGCUUAGGGCCCGUCCUGUGAUUCACCUAAAGAAGACUUUUACUGUGACGCCAGAAGUUAUUGACCCCAAUGAUUGUGAUUUCUGUAUAAAGGCAACAAUCUGUCUCUCCUACACACUAAGCACUGGCAGUACCAGUUCCCAGAAGAGUAUUACUUUUAACUAUACAGUAGUUGCUGAUCAUCAUCGGAGUCCUCGUGUUCGUUUCCGUGACAACAAUGUGGGCAUUUUCUCUGUUAAUCCGUCUGGUGAAUGUCAUUCUCUGAUUCUCGAGCUUGUGUCCAAGACCAUUCAAGACAAAGUGGCUCCGAUAGUUUUUUUGCUGAACUUGAAUUUGGUGGAACCUCCUCGGUCAGCCGGAGCGGAGGUGGAGGAUCUCAGUGCUUUUCCUGUGAUCAGCCAGAAGGAAGUCCUGACAGGCAGGACUGAGAUUCACAUUCAGAAAGCCUGUGGACCGGAUAACAAAUGCGAGAGCAACCUUCAAAUGACGGCUGUGUACACAGACGAGCAGAACAGACCGUUUCCCACGCAGGAUGGCCAGCAGAUUUUCUUCUACACGGCCGAAGUGAAGAAGCUGAGGUUGAUGGUAAUUGUAACCAACUUUCCAUCGGAGGACAGGAGAGCAGAAAAUGCUUACAGUGCUGUUUUAAAUGUCACGAUUCCCACCUCACUCAGCUUCUCUAGUCUGAGCCCCAAGGACUUGAGUGUUGAGUUAUCUCCUGAUGGGCCUUUUCUUCUGUGUACACUUGGAGAUCCUUUCAAAAGCAGUCAGAAGGUCGAUAUUGAGAUCACCUUCGAAACGACGGGAAUCGCGAUAGAUAUGCCGGAGAUUCAGACCGAGCUGCAACUCUCAACGCGGAGUGAUCAAAAUGAUCUACAGCCCCUGUCGAGAGUGCUGAUGGUGGAGUACAUCCUCCGGCCUACCUUUCGUGUAUCCCCCCCCGAGUUUAGGACAGAAGUCAGUGGCAAAGUCGUGGGGGAAUCAGCUAUGAAAUCCACCAGCGAUAUGGGAAGCCCAGUGGAAUUCAACUUCACGGUGGUGCUUUCAGGAAAACCUCUUUCAGGAAAUCUUGGCCAUCUAGAAAUUGUCUUUCAGUGGCCUUAUGCAGAGGCCAAUGAGAAGUGGCUACUUUACCUGUCAGAGAUCCAGAUGACGGGAACAUCUCAACCCUUUUGUGUCCCUGCAGGAAACAUCAUAAACCCUCUCAAUAAAACAGUGUCGGAGCACAAGUCUGGAAGGAAGAAGAGAGACGAGACCUCCAUUGAAUCUGACCUAUCAGAGCCACAGGCCUCUCUUAUCCCACGGGGGAGCUUCCACAGGAAAACUGUCAACCUGGAUUGUACCACAGGUACUGCACUCUGUCAAACCUUUACCUGCCCCCUGCUAGACAUGAACACCUCAGCCACACUCACUGUCAGAGCACACUUAUGGAACAGCACCAUGCUUGAGGACUAUCCUGCUGCAAUUGUUUAUGUAGUCGGUAAUGCCACUUUGAGUUUAAAAACAGACAAAGCCACCAUCAAGAUGAUCAACAACACCCUUGAGUUCAAAGUACUUAUAGAUCCUGCACUGACUGAAGAACUGGCAUAUGAAGCUCCUAUGUGGAUUAUCAUUGUGUCUGUGCUGGCAGGAGUGAUCCUGCUGGGUCUGAUUGUCAUUCUCUUAUGGAAGUGUGGUUUCUUCAAGAGGGCCAACACCAGAGAGCUUUAUGAGGCCAAGGCCCAGAAAGCAGAGAUGAAAACUCAGCCAUCAGAAAAUGACCGGCUUACAGAGGACGACUGAGAUUUGUCGCCCUUACUGGGCCUCUGUCACAACUCGCAAAGUUUAGUGGAUUUUUUAAGCGCCCUGCCAAUUUCCACACAUUGCAAAAACACCACGCAGUGAAGAUUAGUAAGACGGAACAGUACCAGGUAAAUGAGGGCUUUUUGAUCAUUGACACCACGAAGAAACGCUGGGUCACAAGCUGGACGGACAACAAACAGUACUACUGAUGAAAGUGCUGUGAUACUGUCUCUCGCAGACAGAAGACUUUAGAGAACGUUUUGUUUUAACUCUGUUUGAUAUGACAUGAACUUUGUCUGGAUCCCAGAUACCAUUAACCCAAAGGAAGUUGCGUGGAUGCAAAUGGUUCUUCAUUUCGUUACGGUUUCUUAAAGUGACAGUUAAACCAAAAAUGAAAAUUCUGUCAUCAUUUACUUACACUCUCAUCAAUUCUGUAUGGCUUUCUUUCUCCUGUAGAACACAAAAGAAGAUAUUUUGAAGAAUGUCGCGGUACUCCUUAACUUGCAUUGGUUUUGUGCCAUAUAAUAGACUUGACUCGGUACCAGCGCUGUUCGGUUACCAACUUUCUUCAAAAUCUUCUUUUGUGUUCUACAGAAGACAGACAGUCAUACAGCUUUGAAAUGACAAGAGUGUGAGUAAAUGGCAGACUUUUCAUUUUUUGGUGAACUAUCACUUUAACUGAAGACAUAUCAGUGUAUGUUGUGCAUUUGAUUUUCUUUCAUUUGCCUUAAACUCUGUGAGGAUUUGUUCAUUUUGUGCUCUAAGUGUUGUAUUUUCUCAUGAGACUUUCUACAAAAACUGUUCUGGCCAUUUAUGACUCAUUCUCUCAUUCCUCUGAUUGUUUCUUGGUUUAUGUAUUUUAAUGGAUUCCAUCAGCCAUUAGGUGGAUUUUUAUCAGGUCGUGAAACACCGAUGGCUUCAAAAAGUCCUCAUUUUUGCUAACAGCAAACUAACAAACAGAUAGUGCUCCAAUUGUGAAUGCUAAUCGUGAACAGAAAACAAACAAACAUAUUCAUAGCGUAUGCAGUUGGGACCUCCUCUCAAACACGUCUCGUUUCAGCUUCAUUCUGAUUUCCACUGGGCUUUACAUUGUUCUCUACUUCUUCUCUUUUUUCACAGAAUUUUGCACUCAAGGUUUAUAUAUUGCAGGCUUUUUAUAUACAUGUGUGAUGAAAACGUAUUUGCCCAAAUAGUAACAUUGUUGCGACCUGUCCUGACUUUGUGGAUGUUUUACGCAGUGAUUAAUUUUUGUAUUUAAAACUAAAUGUGUUAUCAAUUAAGUGGCUGUUUACACGCCUGCCAUGUGUUUUAAGUGCUCCCAUUGUCAAUAAACUGUAAAGACAGCUUAGUGCUCAAAGCAUAUGAUCUCUCUAAUAAUAAAUGUACGUAUUGUGAUGUUCUCA
Messenger RNA from Triplophysa dalaica, 4710 nucleotides. RefSeq names its product integrin, alpha 3a (gene itga3a). Gene Ontology annotation, biological process: cell-cell adhesion; leukocyte migration; cell-matrix adhesion. Gene Ontology annotation, molecular function: integrin binding. Lineage: Eukaryota; Metazoa; Chordata; Actinopteri; Cypriniformes; Nemacheilidae. The record is from RefSeq and is a predicted model, not a curated record. Gene Ontology annotation, cellular component: integrin complex; external side of plasma membrane.